This is a messenger RNA of Galeopterus variegatus (Sunda flying lemur), 1256 nucleotides long. Its product is annotated as T-complex protein 1 subunit epsilon-like. Lineage: Eukaryota; Metazoa; Chordata; Mammalia; Dermoptera; Cynocephalidae. Gene Ontology annotation, biological process: protein folding. Gene Ontology annotation, molecular function: ATP-dependent protein folding chaperone; ATP binding. Bases 1 to 1173 code for a protein of 390 amino acids. The record is from RefSeq and is a predicted model, not a curated record. Gene Ontology annotation, cellular component: chaperonin-containing T-complex. The transcript has 2 exons.
AUGAAUAUGGACACCCUUUCCUCAUCAUCAAGGAUCAGGACCGCAAGUCCUGCCUUAUGGGACUUGAGGCCCUCAAUGGUUAACAGCUGUCACCGACAAAUGGCUGAGAUUGCUGUGAAUGCUGUCCUCAUGGUAGCAGACAUGGGGCGGAGAGAUGUGGACUUCGAGCUCAUCAAAGUAGAAGGCAAAGUGGGCGGGAGACUGGAGGACACAAAACUGAUCAAGAUCGUGAUUGUGGGCAAGGAUUUCAGUCAUCCACAGAUGCCAAAAAAAGUGGAAGAUGCUAAGAUUGCAAUUCUCACAUGUCCAUUUGAGCCACCCAAACCAAAGACGAAGCAUAAGCUGGAUGUGACCUCUGUGGAAGAUUAUAAAGUCCUUCAGAAAUAUGAAAAGGAGAAGUUCAAAGAGAUGAUUCAACAAAUUAAAGAAACUGGUGCUAACCUAGCUAUCUGCCAGUGGGGCUUUGAUGAUGAAGCAAGUCAUCUACUUCUUCAGAAUAACUUGCCUGCGGUUCGUUGGGUAGGAGGACCUGAAAUUGAGCUGAUUGCCAUUGCGACAGGAGGGCGGAUUGUCCCACGGUUCUCCGAACUCACAGCUGAGAAGCUAGACUUUGCUGGGCUGGUACAGGAGAUCUCAUUUGGGACAACUAAAGACAAAAUGCUGGUCAUCGAGCAGUGUAAGAACUCCAGAGCCGUAACCAUUUUCAUUAGAGGAGGAAAUAAGAUGAUAAUCGAGGAAGCAAAACGAUCCCUUCAUGAUGCUUUGUGUGUCAUCCGGAACCUCAUCCGUGAUAAUCGCGUGGUGUAUGGAGGAGGGGCUGCUGAAAUAUCUUGUGCUUUGGCAGUUAGCCAAGAGGCAGAUAAGUGCCCAACCUUGGAGCAGUAUGCCAUGAGAGCUUUUGCCCAUGCAUUGGAGGUCAUCUCCAUGGCCCUUCCUGAAAACAGUGGCAUGAAUCCCAUCCAGACUAUGACUGAAGUCCGAGCCAGACAAGUGAAGGAGAUGAACCCUGCUCUUGGAAUCGACUGUUUGCACAAGGGUACAAAUGAUAUUAAGCAACAACAUGUCAUAGAAACCUUGAUUGGCAAAAAGCAACAGAUAUCACUUGCGACACAGAUGGUUAGAAUGAUUUUGAAAAUUGAUGACAUCCGUAAGCCUGGAGAAUCUGAAGAAUAAAGAAGAAAUGUAGAAUAGAAUGUAGUAGUAAGAUCCACUACUGUGAUUAAAUAAAUGGGUGUCCUGUGAUGCAUCUACAGUUA